Larimichthys crocea (large yellow croaker) is the source of this 1804-nucleotide messenger RNA. RefSeq names its product multidrug and toxin extrusion protein 1. NCBI's taxonomy places the organism in Eukaryota, Metazoa, Chordata, Actinopteri, Sciaenidae. The transcript is spliced from 17 exons. Bases 1 to 1668 code for a protein of 555 amino acids. Gene Ontology annotation, molecular function: antiporter activity; xenobiotic transmembrane transporter activity. The record is from RefSeq and is a predicted model, not a curated record. Gene Ontology annotation, biological process: xenobiotic detoxification by transmembrane export across the plasma membrane. Gene Ontology annotation, cellular component: membrane.
AUGCAUUUAGAUUGUAUGAAAUCCAUUAAGGACUGGCUCCCGGUGGACUACAAAAAUGAAAUAAUUCAACUUUUCAAAAUUGCAGGACCUGUGUUCAUUUCACACCUGAUGAUCUUUCUCAUCGGGUUUGUAAGUGUGAUGUUCUGUGGUCAUCUGGGGGAAACUGAGCUUGCGGGUGUUACAUUGGCAAUCUCGGUUAUUAAUGUGACUGGUAUUUCAGUUGCUGCUGGUUUGGCAUCAGCCUGUGAUACACUCAUAUCCCAGACUUAUGGGAGUGGAAACCUAGAUCGUGUGGGUGUCAUUCUCCAAAGAGGUGUUUUGAUUCUGCUCCUUGCUUGCUUCCCCUGCUGGGCUAUCCUCAUAAACACAGAGCCCAUCCUACUCGCUGUCAAACAAAGCCCAGAGGUCGCACGACUUUCCCAGCUGUAUGUGAAUAUCUUCAUGCCUGCUUUGCCAGCUGCUUUCAUGUACCAGCUGCAGGGAAGGUAUCUGCAGAACCAGGGUAUAAUCUGGCCUCAGGUGAUUACUGGAGUAAUUGGAAAUGUUCUUAAUGUAGCUGUCAACUGCAUCCUCCUCUAUGUGCUGGAUCUGGGUAUUGUUGGAUCUGCAGCAGCAAACACCAUCUCACAGUUAUCUUUGACUCUGAUCUUGUACAUUUAUACCCGCUGGAGGGGUUUACACAAGGAGACAUGGUCCGGUUGGUCACUGGACUGUCUGCAGGAAUGGGGCCUGUUCACCCAGGUGGCCAUCCCCAGCAUGCUCAUGCUCUGUCUUGAGUGGUGGACUUUUGAAAUUGGAGGAUUCUUGGCUGGUGUGAUCAGUAAGGUUGAGCUGGGAGCUCAGUCAGUUGUUUAUCAGAUGGUCACCAUUGCGUUCACGUUCCCAAUGGGACUUGGGGCAGCUGCAAGUGUGCGGGUUGGGAAUGCUCUUGGUGCUGGGAAUGCUGAACAGGCCUUAACAUCUGGAAAGAUCUCCAUCAUCUGUGUUUUGGCAGUCUCAUGCUGCGUUGGAAUUUUUCUUGCAUUAACUAAGGAUGUGAUUGGUUACAUCUUUACAACAGAGAAAGAAAUUGUUCAGCGGGUUGCUGAUGCUAUGAUCAUAUAUGCCUUCUUCUAUCCUGCAGAUGCCAUGGCGGGUGUUACAGGGGGAAUUAUACGUGGAACGGGGAAACCAAGGAUUGGGGCUAUCUGUAACGUGGUGGGUUAUUACUGCAUUGGCAUUCCUAUUGGACUGUCCCUGAUGUUUACUGCCAAAAUGGGCAUCGUUGGACUGUCGUUGGGGCUUCUUGUUUGUGUCACUCUGCAGUCUACAUUCUUUAGCAUUGUCUUGUGGAAACUAAAUUGGAGAAACGCAGCUGAAGAAGCAAUGGUGAGAGCAGGAGUCCUGACCACAGAAAACAAAGAAGUACUGGCAAUGGAAACAAAGGAACAUGCCUGUUCAGAGUCCCAGAUCAGCGUAAUUUCAUCUAGCAUCCUGAACCAUGAGGCGUGGACCACAGACCUGCAGGUGCUCUGUCCGGGCCGUGAUCAGAAAGCUGAUACAGCAGUACCACGGCCUCUGUUGGUCAGGCAGCUGGUCUUACGUCGUGGCCUGACUGUGCUGGUCAUGGUGCUCAUCCUGAUAGUUGGAAUACUAACCCGCAAAAUGCUUCUCAGAUGGCUGAAGUGACCAAGACUAUACUGACUGCUGGCUGUCUCACAAUUGUGUGGUUACAUAUGGUGCUUUUUCAGAUUCAACAAAGCUUUUUUUGUUGUUGUUAUUUUUUUGUUUCUUUAUUUUCCUUAAAAAAGUCCAGAGUGUAACU